GUCACCUUGACCUUCAACUCUCAGUCUCAGUCCUGUGACAGUGUCAGUCAUCGCUCGCUCUUAUAUUAUAUCAAUUCAAAAAGUUAGAAAUUGAACUAAAAAGAAAAGACAAAAAUGGCGAUUAAUUCAGCCACUCGCUGUUGUUGUAUGUCACCACCGCAACAUCGCACUUCACUUUCUCGUUCCAUUCUUCUAACUCCCAAUUCCAAACCCUUUCUCCUCCGCCACGCUCCAAACCUCAGCCUCGUCUUGGUUCGCUCCCAGACUUCCGGUUCGGAAGGGUUUGGUUCAUCUUCUUCUUCUUCUUCCUCUGUCAUCGAUUUUCUCACUCUCUGUCACAGACUCAAGACCACAAAGAGGAAAGGGUGGGUUAACCAUGGGAUUAAAGGUGCGGAAUCCAUAGCUGAUCAUAUGUACCGAAUGGCUUUGAUGGCAUUGAUUGCUGCUGAUGUUCCUGGAUUGAGUAGAGAAAGAUGUAUUAAAAUAGCUCUCGUGCAUGAUAUUGCAGAAGCUAUUGUAGGAGAUAUAACACCAUCUGAUGGUGUGCCUAAGGCUGAAAAGAGCAGAAUGGAGCAGGAAGCUUUAAACAAAAUGUGUGAAGUUCUUGGUGGUGGGAUUAGAGCAGACGAGAUCCAAGAACUGUGGUUAGAGUAUGAAAACAAUUCGUCUUUAGAGGCUAAUGUUGUUAAAGAUUUUGACAAGGUUGAAAUGAUUCUACAAGCGCUGGAAUAUGAAAUGGAGCAUGGAAAAGUAUUGGAUGAAUUUUUCAUUUCAACAGCAGGAAAGUUUCAAACUGAAAUAGGUAAAAAUUGGGCAGCUGAAAUCAUUUCAAGAAGAAAAUCUUUAUCAGCAAAAAGAUUAAGUUGAAGAAUGACUUAUUCUGAUGGGUGAGAUUUGAAGAAUGACUUAUUGCCAAGAAUUAAACCUGAUUUGGAUCCACAACUUGGUCGUAGAGUUUUAACCUAAUUGAGAUGAGUUCUACAUAUGUUGUCCUUGUCUAAUUAGGUGUUCCUGGUUUAUAAACUGAAUUGAACUCAAAUAUAUUACCAGUUUGGUUCAGUUGUUAAACA
Messenger RNA from Trifolium pratense (red clover), 1070 nucleotides. RefSeq names its product 5'-deoxynucleotidase HDDC2. Gene Ontology annotation, molecular function: 5'-deoxynucleotidase activity. The transcript has 8 exons. Lineage: Eukaryota; Viridiplantae; Streptophyta; Magnoliopsida; Fabales; Fabaceae. Gene Ontology annotation, cellular component: cytoplasm. The record is from RefSeq and is a predicted model, not a curated record. The coding region runs from base 115 to 867 and encodes 250 amino acids.